Messenger RNA from Prionailurus viverrinus (fishing cat), 1136 nucleotides. It is a transcript of the gene UTF1, whose product is annotated as undifferentiated embryonic cell transcription factor 1. The coding region runs from base 1 to 1062 and encodes 353 amino acids. Lineage: Eukaryota; Metazoa; Chordata; Mammalia; Carnivora; Felidae. The record is from RefSeq and is a predicted model, not a curated record. The transcript is spliced from 2 exons.
AUGCUGCUCCGGCCGCGGCGGCCGCCGCCGCCCGCGCCCCCCGCGCCGGCGUCGCCGGCCAGCCCCGACCCCGAGCCGCGGCCGGCCGGGGGCGCCCCGGGGACACCGCCCCGGCGGCCCGCCUCGCCCGGCGCGCUGGCAGCGCCCGCGUCCCCCGCGUCCCUCGGGCUCCCCGGGUCGCCCGUGUCCCCGGGCUCGGCGCAGCGCACGCCCUGGAGCGCCCGCGAGACGGAGCUGCUGCUGGGCACGCUGCUGCAGCCGACCGUGUGGCGCGCGCUGCUGCUCGACCGCCGCCAGGCGCUGCCCACCUACCGCCGCGUGUCGGCCGCGCUGGCCCGCCAGCAGGUGCGGCGCACGCCCGCGCAGUGCCGCCGCCGCUACAAGUUCCUCAAGGACAAGCUCCGCGACGCCCAGGGCCAGCCGUCCGGGCCAUUCGAUGCGCAGAUCCGCGAGCUCAUGGGGCUGCUGGGCGACAACGGGCACCGCCGCGGCCGCCGCCGUUCCCCGGGGCCCGGGCGCCCCCCGCGCGGCCGCCGGGCGGCCGCCGCCGCACACCUCUCGUCCGCGGGACCGGACGUUCCGCCGCCGCCGCCCGCCACCCGCGACCCCGACGCAGACCCUGCCUGGACGCUGAGGUUCAGCCCGACGCCGCCCAAGUCUGCAGACGCACCGCGCGCUCCCGGCUCCCCGACGGCGUUCUCCACGGUUGCCGCCGCGCCCGGCCGCCCCGAGGACCACGCGCCUUUCCGCGCCGCGGCAUCCCCGCCGCCGCCGGCCCUAGACCCCGCCCGGGAGGACCCCGACUCUCCGUCCGGCCGCCCCGAAAACCACGCGCCCCCGCAGUCCGCGCCCCCGUCGCUGAACGCCGCCCUUCUGCAGACCCUGGGGCACCUGGGCGACAUCGUGGCCAUCUUGGGUCCUCUGCGCGACCAGCUGCUGACCCUGAACCAGCACGUGGAGCAGCUGCGCGGCUCCUUCGACCAGACCGUGUCCCUGGCCGUCGGCUUCAUCUUAGGCAGCGCCGCCGCCGAGCGAGGCGUCCUGGCCGACCCGCGAGAUUGAGGCCUGGCUGCCCCGAUCCUUUCUGUACGAUCACGUUCCCUCCGCCCUGACCCCAUCCUGCGGCCCUCCCCUCC